AUGCCGAGGCUGAGCAACCUGUGCUGGCGGCGACGGGACACGUGCCGUGCCUGGGGGUACCCGACACCGUUACUGUUCCCCCGCGCCCAGGACCCGCAGCACCGCGGCAAUGUCUCUGCCGGGGAGCAGACGCUCGUCUACCGGAUCGCGAAGUCUUCAGCGCCCUCAGCCACUCGGCCUGAGACACAGCCUCUUCUCCCUGCCUCCAGGCGCCCCUCGCCCCCUGGGAGGGACACCUACGGCACCUCCUCGCUGAGCAGCAGCAGCAAUUCUGGCUCCUGCAAGGGCAGCGACAGCAGCCCCACCCCAAGACGCUCGGCCAAGUACAACCUCUGCAGUGACAACCAUGGGAUAAAGCCGCCGACGCCGGAGCAGUACCUGACGCCCCUGCAGCAGAAGGAAGUCUGCAUCAGGCACCUGAAAGCUCGCCUGAAGGACACGCAGGAGCGGCUGCAGGACAGGGAUGCUGAGAUCGAGGACCUGAAGACGCAGCUGUCGCGGAUGCAGGAGGACUGGAUCGAGGAGGAGUGCCACCGCGUGGAGGCCCAGCUGGCGCUGAAGGAGGCCCGCAAGGAGAUCAAGCAGCUGAAGCAGGUCAUCGACACGGUGAAGAACAACCUGCUGGAGAAGGACAAGGGGCUCCAGAAGUAUUUCGUGGACAUCAACAUCCAGAACAAGAAGCUGGAGACGCUGCUGCACAGCAUGGAGGUGGCGCAGAACGGGGCGCUGAAGGAGGAGGGUGCCGGCGAGUCGGCCGGGGGGUCCCCAGCCCGCUCCCUCACCCGCAGCUCCACCUACACCAAGCUGAGCGACCAGGGGGCCGGGGACCGCAACGUGGGGGGCUCGCAGACCAUCUCGCUGGACGAGGGGGCCGACAGCGGCUUCGCGGGGGCGGAGGAGGCUCCCAGCCAUACGGACCCGCUAGAGGGGGGGGGCACCCGCCUGCCCCCCAGCUCCACCUACGAGAAGCUGCUGGGGCUGCGGGGCAGCGUGGAGGCAGGGGUGCAGGCCAGCUGCAUGCAGGAGCGGGCCAUCCAGACGGACUUCGUGCCCUGCCAGCCCGACCUGGACACCAUCCUGGAGAAGGUGAUGAAGUCCCAGGCUUGCAGCUUAGGCAGCCCCACCUCGGCCUGGGUCUCCGAAAUGGAAGACAUGAUGCCUGGCCCCGAGCUCUCCAACCCCACCGGGGCCACGGACCUGCUGGUGGCCGAGCCCGAUGCCGUGACGCCUCUCUAG
Messenger RNA from Aptenodytes forsteri (emperor penguin), 1236 nucleotides. It is a transcript of the gene SNPH, whose product is annotated as syntaphilin. The transcript is spliced from 6 exons. The record is from RefSeq and is a predicted model, not a curated record. NCBI's taxonomy places the organism in Eukaryota, Metazoa, Chordata, Aves, Sphenisciformes, Spheniscidae. Gene Ontology annotation, cellular component: mitochondrion; cytoplasmic microtubule. The coding region runs from base 1 to 1236 and encodes 411 amino acids. Gene Ontology annotation, biological process: neuron differentiation.